ACCCUCAAUUGGUUUUUCGUUAUCUGAAAAGUCCAAUGUCUAGUGAACUCCGCUCGUGGUGCGGUAAUCUACGGUUGUAAAGAUUAGUCGACAAGGGAAAAGGCGAUCAAUUGGUGGUUUUAGCACUUAGUAGCGUUUUGUCCGGGGUUAAGGCGAAAUGGAGCUGAAAGCGUUAGCUGUGCUUUGCCUGUUGGCCGUUGUGGAAGCUCAAAUCUUAGUGGAGAAGAGUGAGCCUGCACCGGAAAAGGACCAUUACCACAGUCGGAAUCAUUUACUAACGAAGUUUGAGAAAAAUGCAUUCACGGAAGAGGAGACGCACUCGAAAUUCUGGGUGGACAGCGCACAGAAUACUUUGAACAACAAAUUAAACCAGAAGAAAUCAACAACGAAAGCCAAGAACGUCAUCUUCUUCAUCGGCGAUGGAAUGUCUCCGCAGACUGUGGCGGCUACUCGAGUAUACCAAGGCAACGAAAACGAGUACCUAUCGUUUGAAAAGUUUCCGUACUUGGGGCAGGCGAAGACCUACUGUGUCAAUCGACAGGUACCGGACUCGGCUUGUACCGGUACGGCGUACUUCUCCGGGGUCAAGGUCAACUACGGAAUGCUGAACGUGGUGGCGUCGAUUCCACGAUACACCUGCGACUACGAGAAGAACAACUCCACCGAGCUCGAUGGUCUGAUGAAGUGGGCCCAGGAUGCCGGGAAGGCGACCGGAAUUGUGACGAAUACUCGUAUUACCCAUGCCUCACCGGCAGCUAGCUAUGCGAAGAGUGCCACUCGCGGAUGGGAGAAUGAUGCCGAAGUUGUCUCCGACAAGUGCGAUCCGGAGAAAACAAUCGACAUUGCUACUCAGAUGGUUCACAGCGAAGUACCCAAGAAUUACAAGGUGAUACUGGGUGGUGGACGCAGAAACUUCCGUCCAACAGACGUCACCGAUGAAGAGGGAUCAAGAGGCUACAGGACUGACGGAAAGGACCUGAUCGAAGAGUGGGCAGCUGUUCAUAAAGACAUGGGAGUCGCGUCGUACGUGUGGAACCGCGAAGGCUUACUGGGAACCAACUUGGAAAAAACCGACUACCUCCUGGGACUGUUCGAGGCCAGUCACCUGAAGUACAACCUGCAAGUGCAGCAGCAGAACGUCGGGAGCGUGGAACCAACCCUGGCGGAGUUGACAGAGAUAGCGAUCAAGAUGCUGCAGAAGAGCGACGAAGGAUACGUGCUGUUCGUCGAAGGUGGGUUGAUCGAUCUGGCUCAUCACGACACACGGGCUCGCAUCGCACUGGACGAAACGGUGGAAUUCUCGAAGGCAAUCGAGCGUGCCAGGAAGCUGACCAGUGAGGAGGAUACGUUGGUCGUGGUCAGUUCGGAUCAUAGCCAUGUCAUGACCUACAAUGGUUACACGAAACGAGGCCAGGACGUCCUUGGCAUAGCGGACAUCAGCGACAAAGACGGCCUCCCGUAUACCACCCUCAGCUACGCUAACGGCCCUGGGUACGCCGAUACGUACCAAUCGGGCGACCCUGCCGAACGGAUCGACAUCACCAACGUCGACUACACUCAGAUGAACCAACGCUACCUGGCGACGGCUCCACUCAGCUCGGAAGCCCACGGCGGUGAAGACGUGAACGUCUACAGCUCCGGGCCGCUAGCGCACAUCUUCGUCGGAAACUACGAACAGAGCACGCUUCCGCAUCUGAUGGCCUACGCAGCCGGAAUUGGGCAGUACUAUGAACCCGCGGAUGACAAAGACAAAGACGACGACGGUGGCGCAGCGUCGCUAUCCUCCUGUCUGGCACUGCUGUUGGCUGCCGUGGCGGUAGCAGUGGCGAUAGGGCGCCAUUAGGAUUCACCCUGUAGAUAAGAACAAUGUCUCAUGUGAUAGGUGGUACAAGGUGUACAGUACACAUUAAUCGUUUUCGUAAAGUACCAAUAAACCAAUAAAGCGUUAAUUUAUAGAUAA
This is a messenger RNA of Aedes albopictus (Asian tiger mosquito), 1960 nucleotides long. Its product is annotated as membrane-bound alkaline phosphatase-like. Lineage: Eukaryota; Metazoa; Arthropoda; Insecta; Diptera; Culicidae. Gene Ontology annotation, molecular function: alkaline phosphatase activity. The record is from RefSeq and is a predicted model, not a curated record. Gene Ontology annotation, biological process: dephosphorylation. The coding region runs from base 158 to 1843 and encodes 561 amino acids. The transcript has 2 exons.